Messenger RNA from Elephantulus edwardii (Cape elephant shrew), 1851 nucleotides. RefSeq names its product protocadherin beta 8 (gene PCDHB8). Bases 1 to 1851 code for a protein of 616 amino acids. Gene Ontology annotation, biological process: homophilic cell-cell adhesion. The transcript is spliced from 2 exons. Gene Ontology annotation, molecular function: calcium ion binding. The record is from RefSeq and is a predicted model, not a curated record. Gene Ontology annotation, cellular component: plasma membrane. NCBI's taxonomy places the organism in Eukaryota, Metazoa, Chordata, Mammalia, Macroscelidea, Macroscelididae.
AUGGAGGCCAGCGGGAAGCUCAUUUGCAGACAAAGGCAAGUCACUUUUUUCUUUAUUCUCUUGGCAUUCUCUCUCGUAAGCGCGGAAACUAGGCGUUAUUCCGUUGUGGAGGAAACUGAGGGCGGCUCUUUUGUAACCAAUAUAGCUAAAGAUUUGGGUCUGGAGCAAAGGGAACUCUCCAGACGCGGGGCUAGGGUCAUUUCCAAAGGAAACAAGCUCCAUUUGCAGCUCGAUCUGGAGACCGGGGAUUUGGUGCUUUAUGAGAAACUGGACCGGGAGGAACUGUGUGGUGACACAGAGCCUUGUGUGCUACGUUUCCAGGUAUUGCUAGAAAAUCCUUUAGAGUUUUUCCAAGCUGAGUUGCAGGUAAUAGACAUAAAUGACCACGCCCCAGUGUUUUUAGACAGAGAAAUAUCUCUAAAAAUAUCAGAGAGCAGUGCCCCUGGGACGACCUUUCCUCUGAAGAACGCCCAGGAUAUGGAUGUGGGUCACAAUAAUAUUGAGAAUUAUGACAUCAACUCCAACUCCCAUUUUCGGGUCCUCACCAGAAAACGCAGUGACAAUAGGAAAUAUCCAGAACUGGUGCUGGACAAAGAACUGGAUCGAGAGGAGGAGGCUAGGCUCCGGCUAACCCUCACCGCCCAGGACGGAGGUUCCCCUCCACGGUCUGGAACAGUGCAGAUCCACAUCGAGGUCAUGGACACCAACGACAAUGCCCCUGAAUUUGAGCAGCCUCUCUACAGGGUCCAGGUCCCUGAGGACAGCCCCGUGGGCUCCUUCAUCCUCAAGGUCUCUGCUACUGACAUAGACAUAGGAGCCAAUGGAGAGAUUUCUUACUCACUUUUCCAAGUUUCAGAGGAGAUUAACAAAACCUUUGAGGUCAAUGCCAUGACAGGAGAAAUUCGACUGAAUAAACAACUUGAUUAUGAAACAAUUCAGUCCUAUGAAGUCAAUAUGGAGGCUAGAGAUGCUGGAAGCUUUUCUGGGAAAUGCACUGUUUUGGUUCAAGUGAUGGAUGUCAAUGAUAACGCCCCGGAAAUAUCAGUUUCCGCAUUUAGCAGCCCUAUUCCUGAGAACUCACCAGAGACUGUGGUGGCAGUUUUCAGUGUUUCAGAUCUUGAUUCCGAGGACAACGCGAGACUAGGUUGCUCCAUUCAGGAUGAUCUACCAUUUCUCCUGAAAUCUUCUAUCGAAAACUUUUACACCCUGGUAACAGACAGACCCCUGGACAGGGAGAGUAGAUCUGAGUACAACAUCACCAUCACCGUCAGUGACUUGGGCACCCCCAGGCUGAAAACCGAGCACAAGAUAACCGUGCUGGUCUCCGACGUGAAUGACAAUGCGCCCACCUUCUCCCAAGCCUCCUACACCCUGUUCAUCCGCGAGAACAACAGCCCCGCCCUGCACAUGGGCACCAUCGUCACGCUGCACGUGCUCCUGGUGGAUGGCUUCUCUCAGCCCUACCUGCCUCUGCCUGAGGUGGCCCCUGAGGAGCCCCACGCUGACUCCCUCACUGUCUACUUGGUCAUCGCGCUGGCCUCGGUCUCCUCGCUCUUCCUCUUCUCUGUGCUCCUGUUCGUCACCCUGCGGCUGUGUAGGAGGAGUGGAGCAACAUCCAUGCAUCACUUCUCAGUGCCUGAGGGACAUUUCCCAGGCCCCCUGAUGGAAGUCACCGGGACAGGGACUCUGUCUGAGAACUACCAAUAUGAGAUUUGUCUGGCUGGAGGCUCUGAGACUGGCGAAUUCAAGUUCCUGAAGCCAAUUUUACCCAAUAUCCAGAGCCAUUCCACUGAAUCAGAAAUAGGAGAAAAUACCAAUUUUAGGAAUGAUUUUGGUUUCAGUAUUCAGUGA